This is a messenger RNA of Achroia grisella, 754 nucleotides long. RefSeq names its product FAD-linked sulfhydryl oxidase ALR (gene Alr). The transcript has 3 exons. Gene Ontology annotation, cellular component: mitochondrion. The record is from RefSeq and is a predicted model, not a curated record. Gene Ontology annotation, molecular function: flavin adenine dinucleotide binding; flavin-dependent sulfhydryl oxidase activity. Bases 225 to 692 code for a protein of 155 amino acids. NCBI's taxonomy places the organism in Eukaryota, Metazoa, Arthropoda, Insecta, Lepidoptera, Pyralidae.
CGUACUUUACUCGCCGUAUUUGGAUUUUUCAAAUAUUUUUACCAAAAUUUCUAAUAUAAAAAUUACAUUAACUCCUUUGUUAGAGCAACAUAUAGUGGUUAGGUUUUACAUUAUCUAGCCUUUUUAAAUCGCAUAAAGUGAUUUAUCGGUUAUCAGUUACCUAUCUAUUGCAUCACCAAUAAACCUUUUUACAUGGGCACAACCUUAUUGAAUAUUAGCAAGAAAUGCCUUCUCAUGGAAUUGACGAAGAGGAAAAACCUUGUAGAGCGUGUACAGAUUUCAAAACUUGGGCUAAACAACAGAACAAAGUCACAUCAGCGGAGCCGAACAAACAGGAUGUACCUAAGAGAACAGACUGCCCUCUAGACAAAGAUGAAUUAGGAAAAUCAACAUGGGGUUUCCUCCACUCCAUGGCAUCAUAUUUCCCAGACAAACCCACACAGUCACAGUCAAGUAACAUGGCGAGAUUCUUCAAUAUCUUUGCGCAGUUCUACCCAUGUGAGCCUUGUGCUUUAGACUUUCAAGAGGACAUAAAAAAAAAUCCACCGGAAACUAGCUCCAGAGAUGCGCUAGCAAAAUGGCUGUGUGAACGUCACAAUACUGUAAAUGUGAAGCUUGGGAAACCAGAGUUCGACUGCAGCAAAGUCCACGAGAGAUGGCGAGACGGCUGGCUGGACGGCUCCUGUGAUUAAGUCGCAAUAUGUGAAAGAUGUUGCCAUGUAUAUAUUAGUAACUUUUACCCGCGAUUACACUC